Mercurialis annua (annual mercury) is the source of this 1636-nucleotide messenger RNA. Its product is annotated as beta-amyrin 16-alpha-hydroxylase CYP87D16-like. NCBI's taxonomy places the organism in Eukaryota, Viridiplantae, Streptophyta, Magnoliopsida, Malpighiales, Euphorbiaceae. Bases 71 to 1531 code for a protein of 486 amino acids. Gene Ontology annotation, molecular function: iron ion binding; heme binding; oxidoreductase activity, acting on paired donors, with incorporation or reduction of molecular oxygen. The record is from RefSeq and is a predicted model, not a curated record. Gene Ontology annotation, biological process: sterol metabolic process. The transcript is spliced from 8 exons.
CAGUUCUUGUGUAUAAAUAAAUUGGACAAUUCUCAUUAUUCAUAACCCACUGCCAUUUCCAUUGUGUUUAAUGAACAUGUGGCUGAUGAGUAUCUCUGUAUUUGCAUUUGCAAUAAUAUUAUCAUACGUUGCUCAUUGGAUUUUCAGGUGGCGGAAUCCUGCUUGUAAUGGAAGACUUCCUCCUGGCUCCAUGGGUUUUCCGCUCAUCGGAGAAACUAUUCAGUUCUUUAUUCCAAGCAAGUCGCUCGACAUGCCUCGUUUUGUGAAGAGCAGGAUCAAAAAAUACGGAUCAAUAUUUAAAACAAGCUUGGCGGGACGACCCUUAGUUGUAUCAUCAGACGAUGAUUUCAAUCAUUUUAUUCUUCAACAAGAAGGAAAAUUGGUAGAAUUAUGGUAUUUGGAUAGUUAUUCGGAGCUUCUUGGCCAAAAUGAUCCUUUCAAAGACGGUAUUAAUUUCGGACACAUCUAUAAGACUUUCAAGAGAUUGAUUACGGAACAUUUUGGUCCUGAAAGACUUAAAGAAUACAUUCUUCCUCAAUUGGAAGGCGUGGUUGACGACUACUUGCAAGCAUGGUCGGAGCAGGGCUCUGUCGACUUAAGACAUUGUUGUCGCAGGGUGAUAUUGGAUUUCACUUCAAAGUUGUUAUUUACCUAUGAUACGGAAAAAAACGGGGAGAGUCUAAACAAUACAUUUAUGAACUUUACAAAAGGGUUACUUUCUUUUCCUGUGAACAUUCCAGGAACAACAUUUCACAAGUGUUUGGAGAGUAAGAACAAUAUACUGAAGAUGAUAAAGGAAACAUUGGAGAAGCGAAAAGCUUUUCCUGAAACAAGGAAAGGGGAUUUUCUUGAUAGUCUGAUACAGCAAAUGGAAGCUGAUAAGUUAUUUACAGAUGAUCUUGUUAGUUAUCUUAUCUUUGCACUUCUACUUGCUACGUCUGAGACACUUCCGACAUCUCUAACUUUGGCCAUUAAGCUAUUGUCCGAACAUCCUCUGGUCAUGGAAGAAUUACUGAAAGAAAACGAAGAGAUUAUCCGAAGCAGAGAAAACAAAGAAAGUGCAGGUUUGACAUGGAAGGAAUACAAAUCCAUGACUUUUACAACGAACGUUAUUAAUGAAGUACUUCGGAUGAGUGGUUCGGCUGGAAUGUUUAGAAGAACACUGGCCGAUAUUUAUAUAAACGGAUAUACGAUUCCAAAAGGGUGGACAAUCCUGAUAGUUCCUGCUUCUAUUCACUUUAACCCAAAUAACUAUAAAGAUCCUACUGCUUUCAAUCCAUGGCGAUGGAAGGAUUUGGGAUCAGACGAAGUGUCCAAAAGUUAUAUCCCAUUUGGUCGGGGAAUGAGACCCUGCGGCGGAUCAGAUUAUUCGAAAGUGUUUAUUGCAGUGUUUAUCCAUGUUAUCCUGACUAAGUACAGAUAUAGCACUGUGAAGACGGGAGAAAUUGUAAGAACUCCAAUGUUACAGUUUGGCAAUGGACAUUUCAUUAAGGUGUCAAAGAAGCAAGAAAUGAAUGAGGAGGGCAAUUAAUCAAUUAAUUAUGUAAUUUGAGUGUCAUUUGAGAUUAUGUUUCAUAAAUAAAUAAUUAAUGUUGUAAUGUCUCUUAAUUAUGCAAUUUGAGUGUCAUUUGAGUUU